Messenger RNA from Aspergillus vadensis CBS 113365, 354 nucleotides. RefSeq lists its product as uncharacterized. The record is from RefSeq and is a predicted model, not a curated record. Bases 1 to 354 code for a protein of 117 amino acids. Lineage: Eukaryota; Fungi; Ascomycota; Eurotiomycetes; Eurotiales; Aspergillaceae. The transcript is spliced from 4 exons.
AUGGUCCGCCUUGCUCACGCUUUCGUUUCUCUACUCGGUUUGUCGCCAUUUGCCAUGGCACAAACCAUCCCUCAGGUUACUCUAUGGAAAGACAUGUAUUACGAAGGAGACAGUGUCCAAGUCCCCGCGGACAACCACUGCCAUGCCCUCAGCGAGUUCCAGCCCGAUUUGACCCGCCAGGUUUCAUCUAUCCAGAUUCCAGACGGUAUUCAAUGCUAUCUUACAGAGUGGGAGUGUCUUGGUAUCAUUGACGAUGCUGAUACCAAGAUUAUUGGCUCUCCUGGGAUAAGUAGUCUUUACAACGUUGAUUUCAAUAACAAGUUGGUGAAUAUCGCUUGUCUCACUCCUGCGUAG